Biomphalaria glabrata is the source of this 11186-nucleotide messenger RNA. Its product is annotated as MLX-interacting protein-like. The coding region runs from base 116 to 3268 and encodes 1050 amino acids. The record is from RefSeq and is a predicted model, not a curated record. Gene Ontology annotation, molecular function: DNA-binding transcription factor activity, RNA polymerase II-specific; RNA polymerase II cis-regulatory region sequence-specific DNA binding; protein dimerization activity. Gene Ontology annotation, cellular component: nucleus. Lineage: Eukaryota; Metazoa; Mollusca; Gastropoda; Planorbidae. Gene Ontology annotation, biological process: regulation of transcription by RNA polymerase II. The transcript has 17 exons.
CGUGAUAUUUUAGCUAACAGGAAAACAGAAACAUGGCGGAUGGAUUGUUUUGGCUUGAUAGGAGUCACAGUAACAAUGAUUUUUUCUUAUUCUCUUAUUUUAUUAAUUGAUUCUGAUGGCCGUUGAUGAUUUUCGACCUAACAACUCAACAAGUAAAAUGUUGGAUGUCAAAGAUGAAAAAUUGUCUUCAGGAGGCACUAUUCACAGUGGCCACUUUAUGGUCAGUCGAGUGCAUGAUGUAAACAAUGACGACGAUGCUGAGGACGAACAAGAAAUAUUGUCGCCUUUUAAUGAUGACCCAAAAGGGUUUGACUUUUUGACAGCAAGUAAAGAAAUUUCAAAAACAUACAAUUUCGGUGGAAAUGUAAUUAGUCAAGCGACUGUUCCAAUUGAUGCGUCAUUAACUAAGCUUUUUGAAUGCAUGUCACUGGCUUACAGUGGUAAAAUAACAUCACCAAGAUGGAAACAGUUCAGAGGGUUGCAUGUGUCCCAGAAACAACGCAUUCGUCUCAACAAUCUUAUAUGGAGAGAGUGGCACAUGCAAUACAUUUGCCAGAGAUCACCAAAAGUUUGCCAGUUUGCCUGCCCACUAUCAGACGAUGUUCACUCCAAACCAGAGGCUGUGGUUCUAGAAGGGAAAUAUUGGAAGAGAAGACUGGACACUGUCACAGCAGAAUAUAAAAAAUGGAGGCGGUACUUCAAGGAACGUAUCAGAAAUCAACAAAACAUAAACAUUCAUGAUACCAGCAGACUGAAUGAGAAUGAGCUGCUGGAGAGGGUGAAAGAUGUCACUUUCAUUUCUCACAGCUCUGGAAACUGCUACAUGUCCAGCACUGACCUCAGCUUGUUACAUACAGACAUGAUGGACAUGGAUUUUACAAAUGAACUGUUUGCAAGUUUGAAUCAGCCUUUUGCUUUUCCUAAUCCUAGAGAGUUGAGUCAACUUCAGUUGGGGUGUGCGGAUCUCAUCCAGCCAGGUCUCAUCCAGCUUCAGCCCAAUUUGGAGGAGUUUAUGGAUAUUGACACCAUGCAAGAGCUGCUGCAGAACUCCAGAUUGGCUAACAGCUUCAGCUCCUCCUUUGUGACAGACAACACUCCCAGUGUUGAUGUAGGACAGGGAAAUGUGAAUAAUAAUGAAAUGUCACUGGUUGACUUUUUGACCACUCCAUCCAUUGAGACUGGGGUGUCCACAGCAAGUCACUCUUUUACUACUUCCACUGUACAAUCAGGGGGCAGUAAUAACUUCAACACCGUCAACAAUAACUUUCUCAUUGAUGGCCAGCAAAACAUUACGUUUCACUUGGCACCAGACACUGGUCAAUUUCAGUUGGACCCGGAUACAAUUGUUUUAAGCCCCACGCAAAAUGUGAACUCUGGACAGCAGACAUAUACCAUAAUUCCUUCCGGCGUCUAUCAAAACAUGUGCUUUGGGAAUACGACAGUACAGAAGCCAGCUGCUUCUCCAUCUCUUACCCAUGAGCUGCUGGCCCAAAUGCUACAGCAGCAGCAUCGCCCUGCACAGGAGGGUAUUGCCAACAGGAGACCAGCACAGCAGUCAUCAGUGCCCCUCCAGCCUUCCUCAUCUCCAAGCCACCAGCAGCAGGGCCCAAGACAGCAGCUGCUGUUUCAACAGCCAUCUCCUUCAGCCAUGAGCCCACUGCUGACACAGUCCCUAACUCAGGUUCAGCCUCAGUCUCAAGCAGCUGUCAGGCCAAGCUCCCAGAGGAAAUCUCCUAAAUCCACCAAAGCAAACCUUAAUCAGAUGACUAGUGAAGUUGGUUGUGCCAGUGGUGUCAUAUCAGGUUUAGCAGCUAAACUCAACUCUAAUUCUAAUAAUAAAAGAAAAGAGGUCCAGUUUGCUGUGCCGAUCAAGCCCUCAGUGUCCACUCUGCGUAAAAACCGUGUGAUAGCUCCAGCUCCAUCUGCACCUCCACCACCAGCACCAAUUGCACCAGCUCCACCUGCACCAGUUCAGACACCAUCCAUGCAGGCUUCAUAUCUUGCUGAACUUCUGAAAAAUGGUACCUACCCUGGGGCCCUUAUCAGUGUGAAGAAAGAGCCAGUACAAACCCAGCCUGUGGGUUUCAUACAGAGUCCGAUCAAGACCACCACCAAUCAUUAUCAGCAGAUCAGGCCAAACUUUAGUACUGAUGUUAGUCAGCAUCUUGGGCAACAGAGUGUUCUCUUCAUACCCUCUGCCACCAGCCAGAUGCAAACAUCACUGCCCACGCUGACAACCAAGUCUCCCAUAGAAGUCUCACCAACUUCUCUGCCAUUACGUGGUGCAACAGCAAACAUGGUUUCCAAACAAAAACUGAAAGAAGUUUUGAUGCCUAACUCAAGGAGUAUUGUUUCUACAAUCCAGUCUGUUCCUUCAAUCCAAUCUGUUCCUUCAAUCCAGCCUGCUACUCCUGAUAUGAAUGUUAGAUACUCUCCUAAGUUAGAACUUGAAGCCACUUCGUCCAUGUUGUCCCCUGUUAGUUUAUUGCCUGCCAGCCCUGACUCAAGCCCACUUCUGGUCAAGCGGUCACCAUCUCCAAGUCUGCUUAUGGAUACCAUAGAUCCUGUCUCACCUUAUUCUAUGUCACCAGGAGCCAUGGGUGACCCUGACUCUCCUGGCUCUAGUGAUUCAUCAUUUCUUAAGGACCCAAGAAAAGCUGCCCAUUUAUCAGCAGAGCAGAAAAGACGUUGCAACCUUAAAACUGGCUUUGACAUGCUGCAGCAACUUGUACCAUCAUUAGCCCAGAAUCCUAAAGUUAGUAAGGCUACCAUGCUGCAAAAAACUGCUGAAUUCUGUAAGAAACUAAAAGCUGAAAGAGUGCAAAUGCAGAAAGAGGCUGCAAUCCUAAAGAAAGAAAUCGAAGCCUUGAACUCGGCCAUUAGUGUUGUGCAAUCCCAGCUGCCUGAGACGGGUGUCCCUGUGACCAGGCAACGAAAAGAUCAGAUGAGAGAGAUGCUAGAUGAAUAUGUUCGUGUAAGGACUACAGAAAACUGGAAGUUUUGGAUUUUCUCUGUGAUUAUGAACACGCUGUAUGAUUCCUACUGCAACACUGUCUCCACGUCCAGCAUUGAUGAUCUGUGCAGAACUUCUCUGACAUGGUUGGACCAGUCCUGCUCAUUGGUGACACUCAGACCAAAUGUAUUGAAUGCCUUGAGACGAUUGAGUACAACAACUAGUAUUUUGACAGAGCCCCAAAAAGUCAAAGAGCAAGCCCUUCAGGCAGUAUCCAAGCAAAUCAAACCCAACAACAACAUGAUGAAGAAAUAGCUAGGGAUAUAUUCAAAUAUUCACAGAAACAAUGUUCUCAAGUGCAGAUGUUUUUUUUGUUUGUCAAGAGAGGCACAUCUUGGUCUAGGGCCAACAGAAAGAUAUUAAAGAAUAAUGACUGUUUACUUUGUGUAAGAUAAGUUGUUUCUGUAAUAAUGUAUAGCUGUACAUGUGAGGUGGUGCUGAGUUGUCUUUAUUAUCUUUGACUCAUUAUUGUAAAAGCUGAAAGCAUUUUGAUUGUAUUAAAAAUAGUUUCCUCAGCAAUGCCUUAGUCAAACACUUCUCACUGUACACACUCAUUAUCAUUUCACAACCUCCUCAGUGGGGUAUUUCUGGUGUGAGUGUGAUUAAUAAUUAUGUAAUGAUUAUACGCUUGUGGACUUUUUCUUUUGCUUUGUUAAUCAUCAAAAUCAUUUUUUGUAAAGUUUUAGAAUCCCACAACAAAAGUAAUACAGUGGCGUGUAUAGGGAAGGUGGACAGAGUAACAUAUUUUUUAAGUCUGUGCAAGAUAGUUUGGGGGGCAGGAGUCAAUUGUAAAGGGGGAAUGAUAGAUCCUGGUGCAUCCAAUAGCUCUUGGUGCAUCCAAUAGCUCCUGUUAAUGUUCUGGAAUGGGGGAAGUAGUAUAGGAAGGAACAAAUGAGAUGUUACCCUCUGGCAUUGUAGGGGGAUGUAAAGAUAUGGAACACAUGUCUAUUAGCGUGAUGAAAAAGCAAAAAAGGCUUCUGCAAAGGGGGAUAAUUUGCAGGAUUGUGAAGUUGAGCUUUAGACUGUGAAAGAUCCAUUUAUUCAUACCACUGUAUUAUAUUUCUUAGAGGGGAUCAAGAUAUGAUAGACAGUCCAUAUAGGACAUGAUAUUGAUUUGAUUGUCAAGUUGUCACAUUCAAGUGAUAUAUAUGUAUUAUUUCUGGCUUGGAAUUUGCAAGUGAGAUCAUAUGGUCUGAGAAUCUCUGGACUUGAAAUUAGACUUCAAGUCCUGGAUUGAGACACUGCAGAGAUUCUCACUUAGUACUUUGUUGGGUCUGCAUCUGUUUGAUGGGAAUCUGUGUUGUCUGAAAGAAUUGAUUUGUUUUCCAACCACAUAGUCUGGGGGGUGGAGUGGUGGAGAGAGAGGAACAGAGUUUUUGUUGAUGGUAAAAAUCAGCUAGGGAUCAUUGAAUAGCACAAAAGCUGAACUAGUGUUAUUUUGGUUGGCAUGGCUCUGUGUGUACAAGUAUAACCGUUAUGUACCUAGUUUACCAUGUUGGGCUAUGUUAAAGUGAAUGGUUUGAGUCUUAUCAGAAAUGAGAUUGUCCCCAAGCAGAGGUGUUAACUCUCUAUAUAGCCAUAAUCACUAUACAUGCCCACAUGAUACUAUUAUCUAACGUGGGCAUAUUUCAAGAGGCUUUGUGAUGUGAACAUAUUUUAUAGAUAUAUCUACAAUUUCUUUGGUUUAUAAAGUUUGAUUUAUAAUAUUCUGUCAGGUCAGUGUUAAUUGUUUCAAGUUUGCUUUGAUGAUUUUGUGCAUGUGUCCAGUUUAGUAUGUAGUCCUACUUAUAGAUCUUGUGUCAGUGGGUCCAUCUCUGCUUGUUGUGGUCACACCUCCCACUCAAUGUCUUGACCAUUUAAAAAAAAUAAAGGAGAUAUUUGUACGUUGCUGUGGUGUUUGAUAGUCACAGUCUUAUAUCUGCUGUAGAUGUUACAUGUUUUGGGGAGUUGCAAUGCUGGCUUCAUGUAUUCAGUUCUUUUAUUUGGCCAAACAUUCUUGAUGAGCGUAGUGUAUUAUCAGUCUUGUUUUUGCAUUGAUGAUGAUUUUAAUGUAAUAUAAAUGUACGGGUGUAUGUGGUUUACAGUGAUAUUAUGACUAUAGAAUUAAAAAAGAUGUCCAAAGAGUCUCUUAAAUACAUUUGAAAGUUGUUUUUUUUAAUACUUUCUCUUGACUAACAUAAAAUUUUUAAAAAUUCAAAUCAGAUAAGAUUAUACAAAUUUAGCUUCUUAUAUUUUUAAAUUUUUUAAACUCUUGGUGUAAGUUUAAAUUCAAUCAUUUAUAAAUAGUAUUGUUCGAAUGAUUUUAAGGGCAGUGCACGAUGUUUGCAUUUGCAGUACACAAUAUUAGUAUUAUUAUUUUUUUGUUUGUUUUUUAAAUUUGGCAAGGGGUAAGUCAUAGUAACAUAAGUUUGUCAUUGUUACUGGAUGCAAUAGAUUCAAGUUCUGUUUCAUUCUAUAUCUUAACAGUGUAUUUUAUCAGAUGUACAUUGUGACCCAGACUAAAUUUGAAUAUGUGCUGACAUUUUUAUUACAUAUAUUUUUAAAAAAAUGUGUUUUCUUUGUAUUUGCUCUCGCUGGCAGCUAAAUAUUUUUGUGUUAAAUUUGUGAGAAUUACUAAAUGUAAUUUGUGUAUGGAACAAAUGUGCUGACAAAGUGUUGUUGAAUAUCUGUCAAUUUGUUUUCUGCCUAAAGAGAUUCUGAAGUAGCCGAAACAGUUUUAGAAUUUUAAGUGAAAGUUUUUUUUUUAACAAACCAUUCUUAGGUUUUUUUUUCAGUUACCUUGGGAAGUUUUUCAUUAGGAAAGGUUACAAUAAUAAACAUUUAAAAAUUUUUUUUUUUUUUUACAUUUAAAUGUGAUAGAUAUAUUAAAUAUUGAUAAGAGUAUUGCCAGGAUAAAAAGCUAUUAAUGAGAGUUUUAGUAUGUGGUUAACACAAUAAUGCUGUCCCUGGAUUCAAUAUUUUGCCAGAUCAUUAUUAUAUUUUGAUACAUCUAGCAUUCAAUAAACUAGCCACCCAAUGUUCAGACUUGAUCCUCUGUUUCUCACUCAAGUUUGUGUCUUUGUUGUUUGUUAGGGGCUUGAUUGGAAUAGAAAUGUGUGUUUAGGUUAAUAGUGUUUGCAAAGUUGUGGCCAGAUUGUCUGCUGCUUUUGUGAUAUUAAUGACUUUCUUUUCAAAUCUGGCCUUUUUUUUUUUUCAUUGUCUUUUAGAAUCUCCAGAUUUCUAAACAUGUUUUUAAACUAAUCUAUUUUCAGUUUUCAAUAUGCCUAAAUUCAAAUUUGGCUAAAUUGUCCGAUUGCAUUGGCAUGUCAAAACUAAGUACUAUAAUGUAGCUUCAUGACUUAAAGACCAAAGCAAAUUCAGUGAAAAGAUUUCAUGAUUUCUUUGAAUCCAGUCACAGCUUUUCCUGGGAUUUAAAAAAAGUGUUUGAAUAUCACUGUUUUCUAGAGGAAGAAUGAUUCAAGAGAUGUAAGAGCCUUAUGACUUGCUAUACCAGUCUAUUCAAUAAUGAACUCAAAGUCCUAGUAGGUACCAAGGAGUAUCUAUUUUUAUUUUGUCAAGCUUUAGAAAUUUCGCAAAGGAAGAAAACAAAAUCAACACUUUUCUAUCUUGAUGAAAUUGUUGAAAUGUUCACUUUAUGUCUUAGAAGUGAUGUGUGAACAAGAUUUUCACUUGAUGUCAAACUUAUCAAGAGCUUUUCCCUGCAGCCUAAGCUUUCUACAUGUACAGGAGGGAAAGCUCAAUCCUGCUUCUCAUGGGAAAGUGUCUUAACUCUUUGGCUCCGGAACAACGCACAGGGCGUUGAAUUAAAAAUGGGAAAAAGGUCGGAUCAACGCUAAAAUCAUGGAAAAUAAUUCCGGAGUCAAAGACUUAAACAAAGCAAAGGAUUUCAAGUUCAAGGGUAAUGCUUUGGUUCUGUAGUGUUCAUUCAUUUUUUUGUUUGGUCUUUUUAAGGUGGAUUAGAUUUCAAGUGUUGUUUCACUACAGUCUAUCAUAUUAAAUGCACAAGUUGUGCUUCUCUCACAUGUGACUUGUUAUAAUAGUUCUAAUAUUCACUGAAAAAAAAUUAAUGGGAAUUUUUGCACAAUUAUAAAAUUAAAAAAAAAUGUUUCACAGGAUGUCUUUAUAACUUGAAACUGAGACAAUAUUGCAAUCAAGUUUUCUUUAAUUCUUUACCAUUCUCAAUGAAUAUUUUACAGGAUAUUGUUUUCACUGUCUCUUUUCUGUCCUUUUUAUCCCCAUUUGUAGAGCUAUAUUUAAACCCAGUAUUUAAAUGAUUCAAUAGAAAGGUUUUUACUUGUAGCCACAUGCCAUUUUGGGUAGAAUUUUUAACCUCAGUUCUGAGUUUAAGAAAUUAUACAAUUAUUAUAGAAGUCUGUGUUACUUACUUACUUACUUAGACUUAGGUCCUCCUGUGCUGUUCGGCGCAUUGGGCGGCAAGCUGUCUCCUUAAAGAUCUGUUGUUGGCAAUGUCUGAAGCCUCCUCCCACCUGGUGUCCACUGUUCUGAGUCUGUGUAGCAGAGAAAAAAUAAAUGUACAUUACAUUAUGUUCUCUGGAUUAUUUAUAGUUUAAUAAAAUGUCAGAUCAGAAAAAAAAAUGAAACAAUUUAACAGUCAUGAUAGUUCGGUGCUAGAAACAAAAAGGUAGUACUAGGAAUGUGUUAAGUUUGUGUGCAAAGCUGUCAACCAUGUUGUUAUUGCUGCAUUUAAAGUGCACAAGCUGUGACCGGAAUAAAUGAUGGUCUUAAGUUAGUGCUCCAUUAGUUUAAAUGAGAUCUGUUUGAAACAGUUAAAUCAAAAAGUUGACCCUCAUUCACAUCAACAUACUGUCCACUUGCUUCUUGUACUAGGGAGUUGCCUGACUUGUGAGCCUGACCUACGAACUUUGGCCUUUGUUGUACACAACAACUAUAGCAAUACUUGAAAGCCUUACAUUCUGUCAACUGAAAUAUGUUUUGUUGUUUUACAAUGUCAGUAUUGAAAUCUGAAUUCUGGAAAUGUGUUCAUUCACCUAAUAGGUCAAAGGUCAGCUAUAUUCAACAUACAACCUGGUAUCCUUCAGUUGAUACUCUUUGGCAGCUAAAACGAAACUUUCACUCCGUUUUAUAUACAUGUGAACAUUGUUGCUAAUAAAUUCAGGUUACUGUCCGUUCUGUACAUACAUCCAGUGUUUUCUUUGUGCCAUGUGUGUCCUCUUGGUGGCCUGUGUGUGUGUGUAUUCUGUGACUUCAACAUGGCACUGCAAAUAGAGAUUGCUAGGGUUUUCAUAUAAGCCUCAUGCUAGAUACAUAAGAGGACCCAACCCUAAACACAAGAGAUAUUAAAAAUUUGAUAAUUCUGUUUAUACAAAAUAAUGUUGAAGUCUAAACAAGUCUGUGCCAAAAACAUAUGUAACUAAAGUUAAACACAUAAAGGAAAAUUUGGUCUUCAAUGUAUUAGUCUUGUUUGUAUUAGUCAAUUCAUGUAUUUUGUAAAUAAGUUGCAGCAAAAAUGUAAUAUUGAUGCUCUUGCUUAAGCUUGGCUCUUUGGAUUGGCUUUUAGAUUUCAUGUACAUAAACGAUUGGACAGAUUUUUGAUGGCUAGUCUUCAGAGUAUGAUGCAUGGUUUGUUGGGAUAGAUUUGAAUUAUUUUGUAGGUUUGCUGGUUUUUAAAUAUUCAGAAGAGACUAUGUGCAUCAGUGAUAGAGAAAUGAAAUGGCUUUUUGGCUAAGUCUAUGAGUUUUGGCUUGAUUUGGUUUGCCGUAAGUUUUGAAGAGUUACAUAGCCAGAUUAGCGCAUAGUUAAAGGAAGGCUCAUAAUUUAAUGUUAAGAUUUGUUGUGUUAAUAGACUUUAUAUCAACAGUAUGAUGCUCUAACAUUCACCAACCCAUAUAUUUGUAUUGAGAGAAUAGUUUAACACCUCUCUCUAACAGUAUUGCUUUACAUCUUUUUAUGAAUUCGUUGGUUUUUUUUUUAAAUAAACAUAUCUGCGCAGAACUUGGUCAACUAUAUACAACCUAUAGAUUUGAGUUUCAGUUUGUUUUUAACCGUUCUGCAUCCGUCAGCUGAGCAUGGAGGAGUUAAGGAUGUCCAUUCUUAUUUUGAUGUAACCAGACGAUUUAAUUGUGUGUGAAAUGUUAAGCUUGAUCAUUUGGGUGUUUAUUUGUUCAUGCUGAAUGAAGAAACAAAAACAUGUUUUGUAUUCCAAACUGGAACAUUUCAGAAUGUGAUGAUUCACAUAUAAUUGUGGAGAAUGCUAACUGUGUUUGAUGUUUUCACAUUGACUUGGACGAUAUGAUGAACUGUAACAUUGCUCUCUGUCUACUGGGCAGAUAGAAUGUUGCAGUCAUUGUGUAAUUAAAUGUAAUAGGUUGAAUUGAGUUUAUGACUUUAUUCAGUGUAAUUGACUGUAUUAAAUCUGUGUGUAAAUUGAUUGGCUACAUUCAUAAUGAAAAUAAAAGCUGUAUUGUUUAUGCAGGCAUAUUUAAGUGUAACGUCCGAAUGGAUUUUACUGGUUGUAAUGAAUGUGUGGAUUCUUGAACUGUGAUUGUCAUUGGCUGCAUUGAUGUCAGUUAUGAUUUGACUGAUUCAGUUCUCCUCUUCAUUCAUUCCUUAAUGUCAUUGGUCAGCUUCCCAUCCUAAUAUGGUCAUGUUUAGAUUGAAUUGAACAGCAUUGCAUAAUGAAUGAAUGGUCAGAAAUGUCUCGAAUGUGUCAUGACUUACUGUGAGGUUUCAUAGAUAAGAAUUCUUUAACUCUUUCUCUCCUAACUGACGAUACUAACGUUGAUUCCAUCAUAACGUGUUACAUAAUAACAGAGAGAAAGAGUUAAAAUGUAAUGUUGAUAUAGUAGGUAGUCACUUUGGUUCCCCAAUGAAAUUAGUGAAGAAAUGUUGUUGUUAUUGUUGUUGUUGUUCUUUCAGGCAUAAUUAUUUGUUCCCUGGAAUUAAUAUUUUUUUUUAUUGAAAACUUUUGGUAAAUGAUUUGCUGUUAAAUUUGGUUGAAUGUUUCUAAAUUUUGACUUACAAAAUUGUUAGAAUAGUGUCCCUCUGGAAUGUGUGUUUAUGUAUAGCUCAGAGAAGUAUAAGGAAAUUAUUUGUGAAACUUUGACAUGUUGAAUUACAUAGGGCUCUAUCUGCUUCAUGUUUUUAUAUAAAAGAAAUGUUGCAAAUUUAUUCAUGUGAACUAAAAUAAAAAUAAAACCAAUUUUUAUCAUUUAUCUUGUGCCAGAGGUUGUGAAAUUAUAACACAUACAAAUGUGUUGGUAUCCCAAGAUAAUUAUAUUUCUCAGGUUUUAAAAAUAAAUUUUAAGUUUGAACCGCUUAGUAAAUUAUUUUAAUUUUGUUUAAAAACUUAGAUGAUUUUUUAUUUUUUUUUAUUUAUAUAACUUUUUCUUCUCCUGAAUUGUGUUUUAUAGAAUUCUGUUGGCUUAUGCCAGAUUUUGCUCAAUUCUAGUGUGAUUUCUUUUUAGUUUUGGUCUUUCCUUUGUAUUGAUAAGCCUGUAGAAUACUUAGUUUAUGAUGGUGCUUAAUAUUUCUUUACUUUUUGUUUUUUAAAGGUAAAUCUUUGUAUGCCUUGAGACUAAGAGAUUGUCAAAAACUAAAAAUCUCGUGGAAAUGAGAUCAUUCUUAGUUUGUAAUAUUUAUUAAAUAUUUUGUGUGUGAGUGAUUAUUUCACUGCCAGUUUGAGAGGGAAAAUGUGAAGCAUGUUGCUAUUUUUUGUUUCUUUAUAGUGAAGAUUGUUUAUAUUAGUUACACAUUGUAUGUAAAAAAAAUAAAUAAAUCUUAAGUGCUAAUUUCAUUAGCAGUGCUGUAUAUAUUUUGUCAAUUGAAUAAGAAAGCCAAUCCGGCAGAAUGCUGUGUCAUUAGGUUAUUUAAAAGUCUGCUUACUUGCAUGCUAAUGUAAUGUAGGUUGCCCAACAGAUAUAACUAGAGGCUUUUUUUUUUUAAAUAUCAUUUGUGAAGUAUUACAAUAUCAUAGGCUUACUAGUGAGUUAUAUUUUUUUGUAAAGUUUGUGGUUUAUAAAAGGAUGUAUAUGGUAUGGUCUGUGCUAAAAAUCUGGUCACUUCUGAUUGCAGGUCAUUUGAGUGCCGUCUGCCUGUGUCAUUUUUUUCCCCCCACUGCUUUAAGAUGCUGAUAAUUUUUGAACUGACUGUUCUUAUUACAACAAUGUUGUCAAUACAUGAUGUAUAUACAGGA